UGUCUUUGCAAUGUUCUUUUUCUUGUCACUCUUGUGGUUUCCUGUUUGUUUGGACUUCCCCAUGGUGGAUCCUACAGGACUGGAUGAAAUAAGACCAACAUAGAUACUUGCACUUGAAGGCGGCGUCAGACUGCACUGCAUACGCGCCGUGGCGGAGAGCGAAGAUGGCGGAGAAUAAUGUCGAACCAGAGCACGAAUGGAGCGACCGGGCCCUGGACACGGCCGAGGACACUCUGGUUGCAAUGGAAACCCUGCUGGCCACAUUGAGAGCCUUUGAAGACGUACUCAGGCAACAAGAAAUAUCCAUAGCAUCCUCCACGGAGUACUGCGACAACUUCUGUCAGGCACUGAUGCACUAUGCUGGGAGCAGGAACUCAAUGGAGCAUGGUCUGCCUCUUCUGGAGGUCUACUGUCUGUCCAUAAACUGUUUUGCUGCAGCUCGAUCCCAUCUCACUGCAGAGUCCGACAGAGUGGCUCUUGUUUUGAAGAGACUAGCUUUGAGCUGUUUUGAGCUGUUGCUGUCAGUGCCUGAGAAUGAAAUCCCAUAUGAAGCCUGGGUUCAGUUCCACCACACUGUUCAGAUUGCCCAUGAUACCUUGUUACAAUAUGGCAGCACAGACCUCCAAGCUUUACUCCAGAUCACAGGAGAGGGAGGAGCGUGGAGCAACCCUGUCCUUACUUCUCUCCUCACCGGCCAGCCCACCAACCCAGAAGAAGUUGAUGCCUACAUCAACUUGGAGGGCGAGGGCUUCAUGGAGAUGCGGGUGAAGCACCUGGAGAAGAUGGGCGAAGUGGCCAAGGCAGUGGUGCUGGCCAAAGCUUGCACUGAAUGCAGCUUCAUCUCCAACCAAGCUACCUUUCGUCAAACUUAUGUCUCCCUCCUUUGUCACCUGCUGCCCAAUGAAGAAGCCAUCAUGGAGAUAUCCAGACUUGACUGUAAGGAUGUACUUGAGAUCACAUGUAAUUUAGAGACAGAGGGGGAGGAGAACACAGCCUUCAUCUUGUGCACAACUUUCCUGACACAGCAGCUCCAGCAGCAGAGCCUUUACUGCUCCUGGGAGUUGACUCUGUUGUGGAGUAAGCUUCAGAGGAGGAUCGACCCCUCGUUGAUGUCUCUUCUGGAACGAUGCCUUCAGCUAGGUGCCAUUGCCAAAACAGUCUACCAUUUGCUUUACCUGGUCCGUGUCAUUCAGACAGAGGCGGAGGAAGUGGGGGUACCUGCCUCAGUAGAACUUUGUGUCAAAGCCCUUCAACUUCCAAAGCAGGAUGACUCAGAAACGAGGAUCUCUGUCUGUAAGACGGUGUCCUGCCUUCUUCCAGACGACCUUGAAGUGUUGCGUGCCUGCCUACUUACAGAGUUCCUGCUUGGCCCCAGCCAGGAGGUCUUUGGGUGCCUUGAGGAGCUUUACUUACGCCCAGAUCAAAAGCAUGACCAGGAAAAUGAGGUCAUUCCCAACUCGCUACGCUGCGAAUUGCUACUAGCACUGAAAGCAUACUGGCCUUUUGACCCCGAAUUCUGGGACUGGAAAACUCUCAAGUAUCACUGCAUCUCCCUUCUAGGGUUGGUGCCGGAGUCAGAAGGGGAAGAAGAGGAGGCGGUAGACAAACAAGACAAGGGUAAACAACAUGAGCCGCUGGGAAUCACAGUAAAAGUAGAAUCUGAGCAGCAAAUGGCGAUAAAUGGAAGUCUUGAUGGUGAGCAGCAGGAAAAAAAGCAGUCUUCUAAUUUACCCGAAAUCCAAGGAGAAUCAGAGACAAAGAAACACAAGUUCUGCUGUCAGAUUUGUAAGAGGUUGGUCACUGACACCCAAAUUGUUCACCACUCCAAAAGACAUGCAGAGGACAAGUGCCACCCCUGCCCUGUGUGCUUGGAAAAGUUUAAGAGCAGAAAGGAACUUGUUCCUCACGUGAAACAACACAUUCAGAGUGAAACGCAUCUUGACAAAAACAAUGUAAAGAAAGAGGACGUGCAGAAACGAAUGGAUGAGGAGGAUGAUAUUGAACCAGGUGAGAUCACCAUUGACCCUUCCUUAAUGCUGUAUUACAAAUCCACACAUGAUCCAGACGUGCUGCACCACAUUGUGCAACAAGCCAAAACUGUUAAAGACAAGUAUGUGGAUGAUGACGAGCAUGUAACAUUCGAUUACAUUGACCAACACUUCAGUCUGCAGAACCGGGAUGAGUAUCAGUGUCCAGGAACCGGGUGUACUCGGACUUUUAAACAUUCCAAGUACUUAUAUGUCCAUUUAAAGUCAGAGCACAAAGGUGAUGAGAAUGUGAAAUAUUUUCAUCAGAUGAGAGACAAGCGGGAGAAGUGUGUUUUUUGUAGACGCCAUUUUGUCUCCGCUUAUCAUCACCGCAAACAUCGAAGAAUUCACUAUGGUGAUCAGCCUUACACAUGUGUGGUUAUAGGUUGUGGUGCUCAGUUUAGUACUUCUAAUGAACUUGUCACGCACAAACAGACCCAUGGCUAUCAGCUCAACUACCAGUGUGAGCUCAAAGGCUGUUAUGUCACUUACUCCGACUUGGGACAAAUCUAUCACCAUGAAGCACAGCAUUUCAGAGAUGCAGCAUUUACCUGCUCUAAUGCUGAAUGUAGAAAAUACUAUUUAUCCAAAAAGGAAUUCAUAAAGCAUUUAUCCACACACAACAUCACCUUCUCUGAAGACGACUUUGAGGCUCAGAGGAAGGCAAAGCGGAAACUUCUUAAGAUGGUUAGUGAAGCGACACCCCACCUUAAUAAGUCAGUUGAUGCAGAAAAGAUUGUAAAUGGAGAUGUCCUAACAUCUUCCUCAGUAAGUUGUGCCUCCACUUUGCAAGCAUCUGACAGUAAGGAGCCCAAAGCAACAAUGACCUUGGUGGCUGUGUGCUUUGAUGGAAGUAAGUUCACCUGUGGUUUUGAGAAGUGUGGCAUGACUUUCUCCAGAGCCAGAGAUGUCCAGAGACAUCUGAAAUGUGCCCACCCAGAACACCUUAAACUGGAGAACAAAGAACACAAACAUGACAAAGAGCGGGGCUCAAAGUCCAAAGGGAUAAAGACUGAAGCUGAGACAAACAGUGAGGAAAAGGGAAAAAAUGAGCUCUCAACUUCACUUGAACCCAUGGAUGCUGGCAAAGAAAGAAAACCAUCCACUCAUCCCAAAAACAAUGAAACCAACUCUUCAAGCCUUCAAAGAAAAAAUGAUGCCCUGAAAGAAAUUCUUAUUGGGCUCAGUAAACUGGACCUGAAUUCUUCAUCGCCUCAAAGUGUGCCAAGUGAGCCCCCUCAGUCCAACCCAGAGUCUAAUGCAUCACAAAUAUCUCUUCAUCAGGCAAUCAUGGCAAAGCCUCCUGUUGUAUUGCUUCAGAAGAGAACUCCACAUCUGCCUGAGGAAAAGGUAAAAGUCAAAACCGAACAAGUAUCAGCAGCUGAUGAAGAAGGCAGUGUUGAAUCUUUAGCCGCCGCUAAGCCAUAUACCUGUGAAAUGAAAGGUUGUGGCUUUAGGACUGCCCAGAGUUACAGCUUAAUGCGACACUAUAACACCAAACAUGGCCGUACUGUUGAACAGGCCAAAAGGUUGACUUCUUUGAAAACAACAUCUUUUAAGCCUUACGUGUGCCAUCUUUGUUCCAAGAGUCAUAGAGAAAAACAUGUGUUGAGGGCCCACUAUAUUCAGAUACAUAACCUGAGUGAGACUUUGGUGGACAAAAUAAACUGUGCAUCUAUACGGUAUGAGGGCAACAAAGACCCUUCAAAGCAUACAUCUCAGCACUUGACAAACCAUGGUCUAAAAGCAAAGAAGAAAGAGAUCCCCAAGUUGCAACGCCAACACGAGAAAAAACCCUCCACCACAAUAAGCGAAAAUGGACAAAACUUAGCCAAUCAUUCUGAUCCAUCUGAAGAGGAAGGAGAAGAUGAAGCAGAGAGUAGAGAGGAAGACAGUGAGCAGAAGGGAGAAAGUGAGGAUAGGACCACGCAACAGGUCAGAACUACAAGACGUUUGGUAGCCAAAAGUAAUCUCUGCUAUAUACUGGAUAAAUUCAGUAAACCCUUUCAUUGUGUAGCAAAAAACUGUGAUGCAGCUUUUUCCACCCAGGGAGGCCUUGUGCGCCACCUACAGUUGGUCCAUCAUUACAAUCGCUCUCAGCUCUUGUUGGAGAAAGAUUUUGAUGCACAUCACAGUCCAGACGUCAGAAAAGAGCCUGCCAAGAAAAGGCCUCUUCCAAACUCAGAUGAACCUCAGCCCCAAUACAAAUGUCAUUUUGCCAACUGUAGUGCUUCCUACCACCUUAAAAGCAGCCUAGUGCGUCACACUCGUGAUUACCACUCACAACCACCAGAGCUAAUAAGGUGCAAGUAUGAAGGCUGUACAAGAGUGUUCAGCCAUGAUGAUGCACUUAAAAAACAUACGCUUUAUAGUCACUAUGAGUACUAUGAUUCACUGGUGGUACGUCUGCAGAGCACUCACAAAAAGUCAGUUACUGGAUGCCAGAAGAAGCUUAUUGUCACACCACAGAGUCCUCAGAAAGAAGAACCUGGUUCAACCACCACACAGGCUGAGAGAUCGAGUCCCGGGCCUGAAGUGACUGCCCAGUCAGAGGAAAUGGGUGAGGAGGCUGUUGUGGAGAAGAAAGUUUCAGGAGAAAAAAAAAGGAAAAGAAAUUCUUAUGAUCGUUUUGUCUUCAGAUCUCAUGAAGAAGCACUACAGAUGUGCCAAGACCGCUGUUUGCGUGUGGCCUACCCAUGCAUGGUUCAGGACUGUGAUUCUGUCGUCACGUACAUGGGAAGCUUGCACCGUCACUACCUGAAGGUUCACCGCAUGCGUCGAGAAGAUCUUGUUAAGAAUGACGAUAAGCUUGUUUUUAAUGCUGAGCAGCUUGAGGAACUGAUUCAGAGGAAGUCGGCCAGGCCAACAGUUACAGGAGCAUGCUCUCCUAAUGGGGUUCGCAAAAUGGAGUAUCAGGCAGAGCCAGAAAACACAGGGGAGCAGCCUGCACCCAUGAGCUUACACUCAGUCAAGGCAGACACACAGGACAAGGAUAAUCAUGAUCCACUGGGAUUCCCAGAGGAGCAAGAGGAGGAGCCACCACCUGUUGAGAGAAAUGGCGUCCUUGUUGGUGCAGAUGAGGUGCUUUACGGUGAACCGAGCACUGGUGGGCAUGCUGAAGACUCUGCUGCAGCAACACAGAACAGUCAGAAACAGGAGGAGAGGUUAAGUUUGGAUAAAAUUAAACCUCUUCUUCGUCCUGUCACUGUUGACCUGUCGCCACCAUGCUCACUGCGCUUUACUACUGAGGAGGGCUUCCAAGACAUGUCAAGCACCAAGGAUGGUGGUAAAAUGUUGAAUGGGUCAGCUCUGUUGCCCACCCCUGUUCGCCAGCCACUAAAACGAAAAAACGAACUGUCUGAACAGCCUUCAAACUUGAAAGAUAGUCAGCCUCGUAGCCCUUCUCCGCGCCCUUUUGACAUCGCCGCCUAUAAACCUAUUGGCUUUGAGUCCUCAUUCCUGAGGUUCAUACAAGAGACAACCCCAAAAGACAAAAACACGGUGCCGGCAAAACGGCGAGACUCUUUCAGACGCAGUUGUUCCGUUAAGGAGAACAACCAGCUGGGAAUCUCUCACACCCGCAGCAGACGCACUCAUUCCCCACUGCUGAAGCCCCAUGCUAUGACUGGAGACUUCACAUCAGUCCAAAACUUGAAGUCCAUCUUGGACAAAGCCCUGGCAGGGUGUGGGGACCUGGCUAUUAAGCAGCUUCAGUACCUCAGACCUGUGGUGGUCCUGGGGAGACCUGUGUGCACCACCACCCUGCCUGACCUCUUCCCUUCAGACACCAACAACAGCAAACUGCUUCUUGGAAGUUAGUUUAACUGAGCACCUUUUUAGCAUAGCAAUGGCAAAUUACUUUGUAUUUUCACAAGCUGUGUACCAGUAUUUUUAUUUCUCCCAAAAUUAUAGUAUGUUUUUUGUUGUUUGUUUUUUAAGUCGCCAAACUAAAGAGUUAAAGAAAUUAGCGUUAAGACAAGCUUAGGCAGUGCACAUGAGAUCCAAGUGGAUUGUUUUUUAGACAUGUUAUGUUAACUCAUGAUCACAAGUGUAUAUACUGUAGUUCUCUAAGAUAACUGUACAGAUUUUCAGAUUGUUAGAAAUGGUCAGUAGCGUAUUGCAAGGCCUUUUCAGUUGUGUGAAAAUGUGACUGAAAAACAUUUCCUUACUACGAAGUUCUUGGGGAAUAUGUUUGGUUAUUUUUCACCUCAGUUUAUAUUAAAUAAGUGUUGAGAUGCAGUGGACAGAUGUUGGCAGACAUGUAACACUUUCUAAUAAAAAUAAAUGUGGAAACGAAUAUAAAGCCCUUUACUUUCCAAA
Molecule: messenger RNA, 6347 nt
Organism: Siniperca chuatsi (mandarin fish)
Lineage: Eukaryota; Metazoa; Chordata; Actinopteri; Centrarchiformes; Sinipercidae
Gene: rlf
Product: RLF zinc finger
Exons: 9
Coding region: 165-5846 (1893 amino acids)
Biological process (GO): regulation of transcription by RNA polymerase II
Cellular component (GO): nucleus
Molecular function (GO): DNA-binding transcription factor activity, RNA polymerase II-specific; DNA binding
Source: RefSeq, a predicted model, not a curated record